Molecule: messenger RNA, 2530 nt
Organism: Drosophila eugracilis
Lineage: Eukaryota; Metazoa; Arthropoda; Insecta; Diptera; Drosophilidae
Product: glutactin
Exons: 5
Coding region: 427-2445 (672 amino acids)
Source: RefSeq, a predicted model, not a curated record
UGAUCUUCAUUUAAUAUAUACAAAGAGUUUUUAGACCCAGCGGGAAAAGUAUUUAGCAUAAUGCAAUUUCUCAUCGUCUAUAAGCCUUAAGGGACAGCACAGAACAGGUUGUGGAUGACUCUCUUUUACUUUCAUGCCAACAAGCAUAAUCCCAUCCAGAUCGCGGGCUUGCCUCACGGCUAUACAUCGCAAAAGUUCGCAUUUAGAUUGAGAUCGUUGAAUAUUCAUUGAUUGGAAUCGCGAAAAGUGGUGAUCAAGAGGAAGAUUUGGACAGAGUGUUGAUUUGACCCCAUUUUAUUCGAAGUAGAACCCGUGCCCGGUCAAGAGUCACUCGAAUAUGCCUAGAAAGUCUUCUUGGUGGGCAGAGAUUUGAGAUGGCCAACAGUUCGAUUCCAUUGGGCAAAAGAAGCAGAUCGAAAUAAUAUAAUGGCACGGUUCAGUGGAGUUAUUUUACUCCUUGCCAUCGUCCUUUUGUCCCUUUUUGUGGCCGAUGGACUUGCGGAGAAGAAUAUUAAUAGGCAGAAGCAGCAGAAGCCUAGACCGGGAAACCAAGGUAUUGCUAACCACAAAAAUAAGCGCCCGAAACCACAACAGGGCCAGAAACAGAAGCCUAACAAGCAACAGGUUCAGAAUGUACAAGAGCCCAAGGUGUUCACUGCAACGGUUCCUAUUCUGGGAAAGCUCCGAGGUCGAACUCUCGCCACCGAUUGGACUGGAAAGAAAAUAAUGCAGUUCCUGGACAUUCCAUAUGGCAAAGCAGAAAGAUUUAAGUCUGCUGAGCCAGCACCAGCUUGGAAGGGUGUCCUUCCCGCCCAUCGACCUCACGCCGGCUGCCCAUCCAUUCAGGAUCUGAUUGUGUUUGCUAAGCUGGAGGAAAAUGGAUACGAAGUGGAGGACUGUUUGCGUCUUACAGUUAAUACCAAGGCGAUGGAAGGGAAAUCUCUGCCCGUGAUGGUGUACAUUCACGGUGACUUCUUCUACGACGGGGACUCCGUGGAGGCAGCUCCUGGUUAUUUGUUGGAGCAGGAUGUCGUCCUAGUGUCCGUGCGCUAUCGUCUUGGACCUUUUGGCUUCUUGUCUACGCUGACCGACGAUAUGCCUGGCAAUGCAGCUGUCACCGAUAUAAUCCUUGCCCUCAAAUGGAUCCAACAACACAUUGCUUCGUUCGGCGGAGAUCCCCAGCGGGUGACGCUCUUCGGCCAAGUGGGAGGAGCUGCACUGAUCAACGUUCUCACCCUGAGUCCAGCGGUUCCGACCGGACUCUUCCACCGCGUCAUCUAUCAAUCCGGUACAGCUCUAUCGCCGGCUUUCAUCACGGAUGCGCCAUUGGCAGCCACUAAAGCCAUCGGUCGGAUUGCAGGAUGCAAACAGCCCACCAAGGUGGACCAACUGAACAAGUGCUUGAGUCACCUGAACGCCACUAUGCUCUUGGCUGCCUUCAGUGUCCAUGGUGAUGAUCAACCCUCGUUGUCCGGAGGUGCGUACGGCGGAGUGCAGCUGGUCAUUGGCGGUCCAUCUGGCAUUCUUCCAGAGCAUCCUGGUCGCCUGCUGGCCGCCGAGAAGUUCCAGGCUUAUCCUACAAUGGGAGGCAGCGUCAAGCACGGAGGCACAUUUAUGCUGAGAGAUAUCUUUUCUGAUAUCUUUAACGAGACGACUUUGGACGACAAAAUGAAUGGGCGGCAGUACAUUGAUACCAUUAUCGAACAGGCAAAUGGCGCAGAUCCUUCAGGAUCCUGGAAAGAGUUCGCCGACGAGGAGAUAUUCACCGCAGCUGAUGUUAAGAACGGAAGCUUCAAGCGCCUUACACCAGGACUGAUCGAUCUUUGCAGCACCAUUUCCCUGAAGAAUCCUGUCUUGCUGGUCCUGCAAGCCAAUGCCAAGAAGUUGCCCAAGAGUACCUACCUGUACAGUUUUGACUAUGAGGGCGAGCAGAAUCGCUAUGCCACAGGUGAGGAUGAGGCUAGCUUCAUACCCUUCGACAUGGGUGUCUCACUGACGGACGACAAUCUGUACCUGUUCCCCUGGCCAAGAUUUCUGGCCCUGAACUCCAACCGUGAUCUCAAGGUGGCCAGGCGCAUGGUGGCCCUGUGGACAUCCUUUGCCACAACGGGCGUUCCCCAAGCACCCGGUGUGCCCACUUGGCUACCGAUGACCGAUGAAACAGGACCGUAUAUGAAGAUUGAUCGCACUGUCAGUUUUGGGGACAACUAUCUGGAUGAAUAUCGCAUUGCCGUGGAUGAGGUGAAGGAGGGAUAUAACCUAGUCAAUGAGGACUACUACGAUCUGGAAUCAGCUCUGUUGGCGGCCAGCAAACAGGAUAAGUUGCCCGCCUCCAAUGAGGAGGAUGACGAGGACGAUACCGAAGGCGAGAGGGCUGCCAAUGAGGGUCGUGGCCAAAAUUGGGUAUUCAUUGCCAGGAAGUCGACGCGCAUCCAAAAACAGUAAAAUCUCUGUCCAGUCCAGCCUAAUUUGUGCUUCUAUUUAUUAAAUCAAUGACCUUCGAUAAUAAAUAAAAAUAUUUAAAAUCAAA